Molecule: messenger RNA, 2697 nt
Organism: Blepharisma stoltei
Lineage: Eukaryota; Ciliophora; Heterotrichea; Heterotrichida; Blepharismidae
Source: the annotation of a GenBank genome assembly
AUGAAAUUCAUCUUAAAUGUAGCUGAAAAGCCAAGCGUUGCCAAAGCAAUUAUGAAGUAUUUAAGCAAUGGACGAGCGGAAAAUGUGGGUGGAAGAUCUUAACUUAAUUAUCUGGUGUUUAAGGUGUCUAGUGCCGCAGCCCAAAAGGGCCCAUGGCAAAACUAAUGACAUAGGUGAACCAUCUUGGAACAGGUCAGCCCUGGCCAAGCCAUUCUAUCAACUCCUGCCUCACCAGCCUUGCUGCACGUCUCACCCGGCGCGAUGCCGUCGCCCUUGUCUCGACUCAGCUCCUGCGCGUGUUCCGCCUAAGGGUCAUCUUCCUGUGGAGAUGUGCUGAGAGGUAAAAGCCCGAAAUCUUGAGAGGACUGAGGAGCAGUUCCUCUGGUUAUCCCCAGAGUUAAACCGCUAUUGCUGUCCAGAAGUUCUCGAGAGAAAACCUAACCCCAUAAAUAAAAUUCCAUGAGGGAGAGAAAAUUAGCAGAGCUAAUUUCUCUCGAACCGAAUGCAUUUUAUUUAUGUGGGUGGAAGAUCAAAAUUUAACCCAGUUUAUGAAUUCGACUAUAAUUUGCAAGGAGAACAUGUGAAAAUGCGAGUAACCUCAGUCCAAGGCCAUGUUAUGAAUAUGGAAUUUGUGGAGCCUUAUAAUAACUGAAAAAGUGUAUCAAUAGAAGAGCUCUUUACAGCUCCUAUACAAAAGAUGAUUUCUUCAGAUAAAAAUGAUAUCGUAUACACCUAAUAUAGCCUUAAUACCCAAAUUUUCUCAUUUUUUCUAUUUUUUUAUUUAAAAAUGAAAAAAUAUCAGUUAAUUUUUCCUGAUAAAUCUUAUAAAAGUGAAUAAAAAAUCUUCAAGAAUGCUCAAGAGGUAUUGACAUUUUAGCCUUAUGGCUAGAUUGUGAUAGAGAAGGCGAAAACAUUGCAUUUGAAGUUGUUGAUAUAGUCACAAAAGCUACACAAUUGCGCCCUAAUAACAUCAAAAGAGCUGUUUUUUCUGCCCUCACAAAGGUUGAUAUAGAAAAUGCUAUUCAAAACUUGGAAUACCCUAAGCAAGAGUUAUCUGAAUCUGUAGACGCUAGAAUGGAGCUUGAUUUAAGACUCGGCGCGAUUUUUACUCGAUUACAGACUUUAAGGCUCCGAAAUGCAUCUCCGUUCUUAGCAAAUCAGCCACUUAUAUCAUGAGGUCCAUGCCAGUUUCCCACACUUGGCUUCGUUGUCAAGCGGCAGCUAGAAAUUUUAAAUUUCAAGCCUGAACAAUAUUGAACUCUUGACAUGAAAGUCAACAGAGGCGCCAAUAAAACAGCUGAAUUCUCCUGAUCAAGAGCCAGGCUAUUUGAUUUUACAAGCACUUUAGUCCUUUACGAAAAAUGCAUAGAAGCUGGACAAGCAGAAAUCGUCAGCAUAGAAAAAAACGAAAAAAAUAAGUGCAGGCCUUAUCCAUUAUCAACUAUUUCCUUCCAAAAACUCGUCUCAAGCAAGCUAAAAAUCGAUUCAGACGAGUCCAUGAAAAUUGCAGAAAAACUCUAUAAUAACGGACUUAUAAGCUACCCUCGCACAGAGACCGAUUUUUUUAAAACGACUAUUAAUUUGAAAAAUUUGAUAGAAAGUCAAGCUGAAAGUGGAGACUGAGGAGACUACUCCAGAAGGCUUCUUGAUGGAGACUUUAAAUGGCCAAAAGCAGGGCAGCAUGAUGAUAACUCGCACCCUCCUAUACACCCUGUAAAACUAGCUACCAGACAAGACCUAAAUGGCAAGGAAUGGCAAAUCUAUGAGCUCGUGACAAGGCAUUUUUUAGCAUGCUGCUCUCUAGACGCUAAAGGCUUCGAAACUGUAGUUAUCGCACAAAUGGGGGGCGAAACUUUUGAGGCUAAAGGCCUUCAAGUCGUAGAAUUGAAUUUUUUAGAAAUUUAUCCAUAUAUGAAAUGGAGUGAAAAUGAACUGCCUAUUUUUAAUGAUGGGGAAGUUUUUGUCCCUAAUGAACUUAUGAUGAAUGAACAUACAACGCAGCCACCGCCUUUGUUGAGUGAAAGUGACCUUAUAUCCCUUAUGGAUAAAUCUGGGAUUGGGACUGAUGCGACGAUUCAUCAGCAUAUAAAAACAAUUCAAGACCGAAAAUAUGCAGAAAAGACACCGAACCAGCUAUUUAAGCCUACACAGCUUGGAAUGGCACUAGUUCAAGGAUACGCUAAUAUGGGGGCAAGAAUUCAUGAGCCUGAACUGCGAGCUAAAACUGAAAAAGGAAUGAAUGAGGUAGCAGCGAGGAAUAAAAGUAGGCAGGAACUUAUAAGAGAAACACUAGGAGAAAUGGAAGACGUAUAUAGAUUUGUCGUUGAUAGAUUUAAUAUGCUAUCUGAUGCAGUCAAAAACUUGAUAACAGCUCCAUUACAGUCAAAUAAUCAAAUAACUUGCUAUAAAUGUGGAGAAUCUGGACAUUAUGCUAAUAAUUGUACAAGCACUAGGCCACCUUUGUCUAUUAGAGCGGUUAAUGAAAACCAAGCUGCUCCACAGCAAGGCCAAAAUGCUUGUUUUAAAUGUGGGAAGCCUGGACAUUUCGCAAAUGCUUGUACAGAAGAUAAAAAUAAAACAAAUAAACAAGCUAAAACUGGCAAGAAAAAAGUUUGUGAACUGUGCGGAGUUGAAGGGAGACACCCAAAAGGCAGCACUUGUGAGCAUGCUAAACGGAAAAAGCCAGCUAAUAAAUAA